AUGGGCAAAGAUCAGGUCAAGUUAGACGUUGCAUCUUUUGGAAGGAGGAUCAAAUUCCUUUAUUCUAUAUGGCUUGAGGAGAACGCCACAUACGAUAACAGGAAUGUGUUCAAAAACUUAAGAGAGGUAGACCUUCUGUAUGUUUUGUGUGGAAAAGGUUCUUCUAGAGAGGAUGGAGUAAUUUAUAAGAGUAUGACACUCCAUUAUUGGCUAUUUGGCUUCGAAUUUUCUGACACAUUAAUUUUGUUUUUCCGUAAAAAGAAGCUUUUAAUAGUAACAAGUCAAAAGAAGGUAUCAAUCCUACAACAACUAGUAGAAGGAUCUUCAAAUAAUUUCCCAGAUAUAGAGCUAAUUCUAAUUGAGAGGAAGGGUGAUCUGAAAGAAUCAUUUGAGAGUUAUAAGGAACUUAUUUCAAGCAUCUCGGAAGCUACAAAUAUGAUUGGAAGAAUAGAGGCAAUUGGAUUGCAGGACGGCCAGUUUGCAUCACAGUGCGAAGAAUUGUUUUCAGGUGAUAACCUAUUCAGCAACAAGGAAUCUCUGAUGGUGACAACAUCAGUAGACUACCUUCUGUGCCACAAAGACGAAGUAGAGCUGGAACUAUGCAAAAAGGCCGCUGUUUUGUCCGUUCAAAUGUUGAAAGGAGUGCUACUCCAGAGAAUCGAGACUAUCUUGGAUAAGGAACUGAAAGAGUCACAUAAGAGUAUUGGAAGGCGUGCAGAAGCUGCUUUGGAUGAUAAGACGAUUAACAACACUUGGAAAACAAAGUAUGGUUUGGAUCCAGAAGACAUAGAUUUGGUCUAUUCUCUUGUACAAAGUGGGUCUAAUUUUGAUCUAAAAGCUGUGGAGAACUCUGAUGAAAACUUGUGCCUGACAUCAGGCUGUAUAAUAUUAAGUGUUGGAUCAAAGUAUAGAGAGUACUGUGCAAACAUUACAAGGACGUAUUUUUUAAACUUGACUGAGGAACAGAAGAAACUUUAUAACUAUUGCUUAGAGCUCAUGGAAACUUUAACUUCAAGAAUAAAGGAAGGAACUUCUUUUAUUGAUUUAUAUUCUGGUAUUUACCAGAAAAUAGUUGAGGAAAAAGGAACUGAGCUUGCUCAAAAGUUUGUUAAGAUUAUGGGACAUUGUAUCGGAAUUGAGUUCAGAGACCCAUCCUUGAUAAUCAGCCCAAGAUCGUCCCCUGAUGUCUUAGUAAAGAAAGGAAUGACUUUAAAUUUGUCGAUAGGCUUCAAUAAUUUGGAUUCCAAUGGUAAAAAGUAUGCAAUUUGGAUUUGUGAUACUGUAUUUUUAUCUGAAGAAGGAAAGGUGGAAGUCCUGACUCAGGGUUGUAGUAAGAAACUGGAGCAUGUUUCAUACGAACUAGAUGAUGAAGAGCCUGAAGAAAAGAAGCCUGUUGUAAAGAAGGAAAAGACUCCAAAAGUUAAAAAGGAAAAGCCAGCAAAAAAGCAGGUUGAUGAGUCUGAGGAUGAAUUUGAUGAUGAUGAGACAGAAGAAGACAGUGAAGAUGAUAUCAAGGACGAUCGACAUCAAAAAUCAAAAAUCAAAGAUUCAGAGGUUAAAAGAGAAAGGAGGUCGAAGGAAGACUUAAUAAUUGAGGAUAGGCUAAGAAGAACAACCAGAAGAGUAAAUAACUCAGAACAUUCGGAAGAACUCAAGGAGAUAGAAAAUAGGCAAAGAGAACUUAGAAAACGCAAACUUCUUGAGCUUCAGAAGCGAUUUGGAGGUAAAAAGGAGGAAAAAAGUGACCAAAAAGGGGAUAUUUCGGACUCAGAAGAGGACUUUUUUAACUCUAAGAUUUCAAGUUACAAGUCUGUUAAAGAGUAUCCUAAAGAGAGAAGUUCAAAUAGAAUAUAUGUUGACACAGCAAAAGAGACUAUUCUUGUGCCAAUUUAUGGUCUAUUAGUUCCUUUCCACGUUAGACUACUUAAAAAUGUUGUCUGUACUCAGGAAGAAGGAAGGAAGUCUUUUGUGUUGAGAAUUAAUUUUCUGUUACCAACAGGAAUUUCUUUGGAACAGUUGCCAAGCACUUUAAAGACCCCUGUAUUUAUCAAAGAAUUGAUGAUUCGUUCUGAAGAUGGGAAAACAUUGAAUACAGUUUUUCGAAGUAUUAAAGAGUUAAUUAAAAGAUUUAAACAAAAAGGUACACUUGAGGAGGAGAUGGCAGAGCAAGAUAUGAUAAAAAAUCAGCAGCCAAUUGACUUUAACAGGUCUAAACAAAGAGUGGUUCUUAAGGAUGUUGGAAUCAGACCUACAAUAGGACAGGGUAGACGUCAACAUGGUAUAUUAGAGGCCCACAACAAUGGAUUCAGAUUUAGCUCAUCCAAAGGUGAAACAAUUGAUAUUUUAUAUACCAGCAUUAAACAUGCGAUCUUUCAACCUGUGGAGAAUGAUCUCAUUGUAAUUUUACAUUUACAUCUUAAACAUUCAAUUUGGCUUGGAAAAAAGAAAACCCAGGACAUACAGUUUUACUCAGAGGUUGGGAACCAGAUCGAUGACUUAGAACAGAGAAGAGGCAGGAAUGUAUACGAUCCAGAUGAAAUAAUGGAAGAACAACGUGAACGUGAGACAAAGAAAAGAUAUAACCUUGAGUAUAAAAAAUUCAUACAGGGAAUCGAGGAGCUUAGUAAGAAUAGUUUUGAGGCAGAGAUACCAUAUAGAGAUCUUGGAUUCUAUGGUGUACCCGGAAGGGCUGGAGUUUCAAAUGUCCAGCUAUUUCCUACGGCAUCUUGCCUUGUUCAUUUAUUAGAGUUCCCACCAUUUGUGCUUUCAUUAGAUGAGAUUGAAGUUGUUUCGUUUGAGAGAGUUGAGCAGGGACUCCGCAACUUUGAUAUGAUUUUUGUCCCUAAAGACUAUACAAAACCUGUUAAACGAGUUGACUCGAUUCCUAUCGAAUAUUUCGACCUAAUUAAACGUUGGCUUAACGAAAUGGAGAUUGUGUACUAUGAAGGAAGGCAAAACCUUAACUGGAAUGCUGUAUUAAAAACUAUUUUGAGUGAUAUUGAGGACUUCGUACAGAAUGGAGGCUUUAACGGCUUCUUAGGUGAGGAUAGUGACGAAGGAGAGGAUGGAAGCGACGAAGAAGAUGAUGAUGAGGAUGAGGAGUAUUCCGAAAGUGAUGAAGACGAGGAUGAUGAUGAUGAUGACGACGAUGAUGACGAAGAUCUUUCGGAUCUUGAGGAGGAAAGCUCAGAUGAUUCUUUUAAGGAGCUUUCUAGCGACGAAGAAGAAGGUCUAAGUUGGGAUGAGCUCGAAAAACAGGCAAUAAAAGAGGACAGGAAAAGAGGAAGAGAACACGAGGAGGAUAGAAGAGGUGGCGAGGCUCGUUAUUCGAGAAAAAGACGUUAG
This is a messenger RNA of Cryptosporidium ubiquitum, 3345 nucleotides long. RefSeq names its product aminopeptidase family chromatinic protein. The transcript has a single exon. The record is from RefSeq and is a predicted model, not a curated record. Lineage: Eukaryota; Apicomplexa; Conoidasida; Eucoccidiorida; Cryptosporidiidae. Gene Ontology annotation, molecular function: nucleosome binding. Gene Ontology annotation, cellular component: FACT complex. Bases 1 to 3345 code for a protein of 1114 amino acids. Gene Ontology annotation, biological process: positive regulation of transcription elongation by RNA polymerase II; transcription elongation by RNA polymerase II.